GAAUUAAACAAAAUAAAAAUAAAAAUGUUGUGGUAAUAUUUAUCUGGGCAUUGUCGGAAGUGGCAACCUUGUAUCUAUGUGGGGACCCAAGAGGUUGUGCGCGCUCUGUGUGGGUCUGUGACUGGGGAGAGGGGUCUGCAGAUCUGUGUCCCUCUGGGGGCUCCGUGCAUCUGUGCGUGCUUGCACGAUUGGCUGUAAUUAUCCGUGUCUGUGACCAGGCAACGGAGAGAGGUGGUUCAGAUGCUGGAGCCCAAUGUCAGGAUUCAUCCUGUUGUGUGACCUUGGGCCCAAACUCUCUGUGCGUUGGUUGCCUUAUUGAUAUUAGUAGUAUCUCGUGGUGGUGUUAUGAGAAUAAAACGUGGGGAUAUACGUAAAGUGUUUAACGCGGUGGCUGGUGCAUAGUGAGGGCCGUAAACUCUGGGUACGCCGUUCUUGUGGAGAGGCCGUGUGUAUGGCUGUGUGUGCGUGCGUAGAUGGGUGAGGGCCGGAGGUGUGUGUACGUGGGGAGUGGGUAUCCUUGAAGAGGUAUGUGUGGAGAAGAGCUCAGAGUCUCUGUGAGGUGCUGUGUGUAGGCGAGGUAAUGUGCGCGUCCAAGAAUGUGUCAGGAGGGCUGUGUGAAUCUGGGCGUAGGCCCCGUGUGCCAUUUGAGACGUGUGUGUGUCUUCCUGUGAGAAGACCUCCAUUCUCACCCUGCAACCUUUGUCUUCAUCUUGUCCCCAUCUGUCCCCUCAGUGCCUGAAAUCCUUUCCCUCCCUGGGCCCUGGGUGGCCUCACCCUCUACCUGUAUUCUCUCCCCAGCUCUGACCAGCCUUCAGUGUCCUGGGGCCUUUCAGACACAGUGGUUGCGCCCCAGGGGAGGGGUCCCGAGGGGAAGAUCCGCAGCAAUGGCUUAGUGAGCACGGGCUAUUUUAGGGCUCUUACCACAGCCCGCCUUCGCAGUUCACCAGAUGGGUGUCCCUCCCCUACACACGCAGGAGAACAGUUACGGUGAAGAGUGAGAGGUGCUGGUAGGUCUAGAGUGGGGGUCGGGGCACUGAUGUGACAGAGCCAUCGGCUAGGCAGCUGGAUCUGGUGGAGCCAGGAAGCCUUCCUGGAAGAGGUGAGUGUGCUCAGUAGGAGGGGCAGGAUCCAGAGAGAAGAGGAGGAGGCUAUCCAUAAGGGAACUGGACUUAGGGGUCAAGAAAGGCAAGACGAGGGCACCCGUCACGAAGGUCCUCAGCCCCUCUGGGAGAAAUCAGGGUUCACUGGGUUGGCCCCACCCUACAACUGUCCAUUCCUCUCACAUCUUAGGAAACCGAGCCCUCUCCCCAGCAGUUCCUCUCUAAGUGUUGCAAUGGCAGAGUUUCUGGCGGGGCGUGGGGAGCCCUUGCUCAAUGAUCUGCCGGCCCUGUUGCUCAGAGGACAUAGCUACCGGGAAAGCCUUGGCUUGUUUAGGGGCUCCCCAAGGGAUCCUGGUGGCCCUGGCUUGUGACCUGGGCCUUUUUUGACGUGGGGGUAGGAACCAGCUCUGGAGGUCUCUGGCCCCUCCCGAGGACCAUGCCGCAGCCCCACUGACCCAGGAGUAGGGGCCUGAGGGCAGGGCACCUGGAAUGGGCUGUGUGUUCUGCAAGAAGUUGGAGCCGGGGACCAAGGAGGAUGUUGGCCUGCAAGGGGACUUCAGGGGCAGUGGGGCUGUGGACCACUACGGCCCUGACCCUACUCAGGCCCGGCCUGUGUCCUCCUUUGUCCAUAUCCCCAACUACAACAACUUCCCCACUCAGUCCACCAGCACCCCCUUCCUCGAUGGGGGCGUCAUCAGGGGCAUCUCAGGGGCUGGGGUGACCCUGUUCACCGCUCUGUAUGACUAUGAGGCCCGGACAGAGGAUGACCUCACCUUCACCAAGGGUGAGAAGUUCCACAUCCUGAAUAACACUGAGGGUGACUGGUGGGAAGCUCGGUCUCUCAGCUCUGGACAAACUGGCUACAUUCCCAGCAACUACGUGGCCCCUGUGGACUCCAUCCAGGCUGAAGAGUGGUACUUUGGAAAGAUCGGGAGGAAAGAUGCGGAGAGGCAGCUGCUCUCCCCGGGGAACGCCCGGGGGGCCUUCCUCGUUCGUGAGAGUGAGACUACCAAAGGUGCCUACUCCCUGUCCAUCCGAGAUUGGGACGAGGCCAGAGGCGACCAUGUGAAGCAUUACAAAAUCCGCAAGCUGGACACGGGUGGCUAUUACAUCACCACACGGGCCCAGUUCAACUCAGUGCAGGAGCUGGUGCAGCACUACGUUGAGGUGAACGAUGGGCUAUGCCACCUGCUCACAGCGGCCUGCACCACCAUGAAGCCGCAGACAAUGGGCCUGGCCAAGGACGCCUGGGAGAUCAGCCGCAGCUCCAUCACGCUCCAGCGCCGGCUAGGCACCGGCUGCUUCGGAGACGUGUGGCUGGGCAUGUGGAAUGGCAGCACGAAGGUGGCGGUGAAGACGCUGAAGCCGGGAACCAUGUCCCCGAAGGCCUUCCUGGAGGAGGCGCAGAUCAUGAAGCUGCUGCGGCACGACAAGCUGGUGCAGCUGUACGCCGUGGUGUCGGAGGAGCCCAUCUACAUCGUGACAGAGUUCAUGUGCCACGGUAGCUUGCUGGAGUUCCUCAAGGACCAGGAGGGCCAGGAUUUGACACUGCCCCAGUUGGUGGACAUGGCAGCCCAGGUAGCUGAGGGCAUGGCCUACAUGGAGCGCAUGAACUAUAUCCACCGCGACCUGAGGGCAGCCAACAUCCUUGUUGGGGAACGGCUGGUGUGCAAGAUCGCUGACUUCGGGCUGGCCCGUCUCAUUGAGGAUAAUGAGUACAACCCCCGGCAAGGGGCCAAGUUCCCUAUCAAGUGGACAGCCCCCGAGGCUGCUCUCUUUGGCAGAUUCACCAUCAAGUCAGAUGUGUGGUCCUUUGGGAUCCUGCUCACUGAACUCAUCAGCAAGGGCCGAGUUCCCUACCCAGGCAUGAAUAACCGGGAAGUGUUGGAACAGGUGGAGCAUGGGUACCACAUGCCAUGCCCUCCGGGCUGCCCAGCGUCCCUGUACGAGGCCAUGGAGCAGACCUGGCGUCUGGACCCAGAGGAGAGGCCUACCUUCGAGUACCUGCAGUCCUUCCUUGAGGACUACUUCACCUCCACAGAACCCCAGUACCAGCCUGGGGAUCAGACAUAACCUGUUUGAGCAUCCGUCACCUUUCUAGGGUACCCACCAAUCCCUUCCAAUCCCCAGGGCUCCGGUCCCAAAGCCCCAGGCUUAGAACCCUACAGGGUCCUAGCAGGUCAGAGCAACCUGCUUGCUCUGACACCAUCGAGGCCAAUCCACUCAUUUUAAAGGUGGGGUAAAUCGAGGCUUGGAGAUCAUCCCUCACUCUGGCCCCAAGCACUGUUUCCCCCCUUCCCACUUAGACCCCUACCUCUCAACUCUCUUCCCACCUCUCCUCUAACAGAAAUGCUGAGACUUAGUCUAGUUAUUUAUAAAACUGUAAUCCUUUCCCUCAUUUUCCUCCUAUCCCUGUUUUUUUACCCUGUCAUCCCGCCCUGAAUUCACCUCCAACUCAAUUCUCUUGUGUCUGUAUUUUGCAAAGACAGGGAAAGUCUUUCCUGCUGGGUGGACACUGUAGUCCGGGACGGGGGUCCAAGCCCAGGGUGAGGGAGAGGCUUGCUGAGGGCUCACCACCUCUCUGAAUCAUGUGUGUGUUUAUUGAUUUUGUAAAUAAGAAAAGUGAUAAUAUGAAUCCUUGAGCCAUGAAAAUCCCUUCUGUUAGGGCAAAUGGUGGCCAGAGGAAGGUGAGUGUGACUGCUUUGGCUGCUGGGAGGAGGGAAAGGCGAGAGAGUGCCCUAACGCCUACUAAACACAAGGAACUCAAAGUGUGUUUUAGGAUACCCAAAAGUCCUGAUGUUUGUCCCCAUGUGAAUUUAGGACACGUUGAGAGAUGGAUAACAGAAGAUAGGCAACUGGAGAUCAAAAUGUCCCCUUCAUUACUGAAGUGGCUUUCCAUC
This is a messenger RNA of Lynx canadensis (Canada lynx), 4000 nucleotides long. It is a transcript of the gene FGR, whose product is annotated as FGR proto-oncogene, Src family tyrosine kinase. Gene Ontology annotation, molecular function: ATP binding; non-membrane spanning protein tyrosine kinase activity; signaling receptor binding. NCBI's taxonomy places the organism in Eukaryota, Metazoa, Chordata, Mammalia, Carnivora, Felidae. Bases 1590 to 3173 code for a protein of 527 amino acids. Gene Ontology annotation, cellular component: extrinsic component of cytoplasmic side of plasma membrane. The record is from RefSeq and is a predicted model, not a curated record. Gene Ontology annotation, biological process: protein phosphorylation; innate immune response; cell differentiation. The transcript has 13 exons.